AUGGGCCCCAAAGCACGGCGGCAAGCUGCCCCGUCAUCGUGGACCGACGGCGAUCCAUUUACCUACUUCACCGAUGAGCCGGCCGCCGCCAGUUCUGCCUUUCGGUCACUAGAUUGGCCUCCGUCUCAGGAGACCAACUUUUCUCCUCACCACGUCGUGAACCCCGCCGCGGCAUCGAGUUUUUUUAGUGAAUUUCCUUUCGAGUCCAGACCGGGACCACAUUGGACGGGAUACACUGGCAGUCACACAGGCCCGUUUGGUGGGCACGGCCCGUGGAUGACGGGGAGCCAUACGGGAGAGCCUUUCUCAGGAGCAACAGCUAUAAACCCAUCGUUUACUACGUCUCCCACCAUCACCAAUGCUGCUGUCGUUGCCGCUUCGGGCCAAUCGAGCUCUUCGCCGACUGCUCUUCUCGUCACCAAUCCUGACGAUUCAACAAGUCAUCAAUUGAGUACCGGCCAGCUAAUCGCAGCUAUUGUGUUUCCAAUCUUGAUCCUCGUUGCGCUUAGUUUUGUUUGCUUCUUUAUCUUCCUCGUCCGAAAGAAGAAGAAGCAAGCGGCGGCCGCGCAGCAGCAGGAAAGGGGAGACUUGCUAGGUCCAAACAGUCGCGCCGCAGUACAUGCUGGGCCCGAAAUGUUGCCUGCGUAUUAUCAACAAUCUGCUGCUCCAUUUGGCGCCAUGCCGCAACGACAUGCCAGCAUCUCGUCAGGAUACUACACAGGUAUCGACACUGCGGCCCUCGCAGCGAAUGCUCAACCCUUGCCCCAUGGUCUUGAAGAGCCCCCGCCACCACCAUAUCGACCAAGAUCACUUGCACGAGAGCAAAGAGAGUCCGGGGAUCUCUUGCGUGAGACGCCGUCAAGUGGAAAUGGAAAUGGAACCGCAACUCAAGGCGAGCAGCAACACGCUGGAACUGGAACUGGAACAGGAACAGGAAAUGAGCCACGGCGCGAUGAUUGGGAUGCAGUGUCUGAUAUAUCUGAUACGCACUUGCACGAUGGCGAAAACCCGUUCCGAAGCGCAGACGACGCUGUUUCGGUGGUAUCGGAUAUUUCUCUAGAGGGUGGAAGGGAAUCAUCAACCCAUCAUGUUGUUUGA
This is a messenger RNA of Xylona heveae TC161, 1098 nucleotides long. RefSeq lists its product as hypothetical. The record is from RefSeq and is a predicted model, not a curated record. The transcript has a single exon. The coding region runs from base 1 to 1098 and encodes 365 amino acids. Lineage: Eukaryota; Fungi; Ascomycota; Xylonomycetes; Xylonales; Xylonaceae.